Messenger RNA from Pezoporus occidentalis (night parrot), 1971 nucleotides. RefSeq names its product nuclear factor 7, brain-like. Gene Ontology annotation, cellular component: cytoplasm. Gene Ontology annotation, molecular function: ubiquitin protein ligase activity; protein binding; metal ion binding. The transcript has 6 exons. Gene Ontology annotation, biological process: protein ubiquitination. Bases 63 to 1385 code for a protein of 440 amino acids. The record is from RefSeq and is a predicted model, not a curated record. Lineage: Eukaryota; Metazoa; Chordata; Aves; Psittaciformes; Psittacidae.
AGAGCACCCAGCAAUGGGGAGAGGCGAAGUCCUCCCUAGCCCCGAGGGAAGGGGGUUUGGGGAUGAUGCAAACUGACGGCGGGACCUGUGUGCCAGCAGGGAUGGCCGGCAGGAGCCAGGACAGGAGCCUGCGGGAGGAGCUGACAUGUGCCAUCUGCUGCGAGCUCUUCAGCGAGCCCGUCAUGCUGGACUGCAUGCACCACUUCUGCAAGACCUGCAUCCAGUGCUACUGGGCGAGAGGCACCCGCGUCCCCUCCUGCCCCCAGUGCCGCCGCGAGUUCCCCAGCCGCACUUUCCGCACCCACUACCUGCUGUCGGGGCUGGUGGAGAAGGUGCGGCGCUGCGGCUCUGUGGAGCACCAGCACAGGAUGCGGAAGCACCUGGAAAAUGCUUUGCAAGCUCGUCAGAAGGAGAUGGAAAACUUCUUGCAGAGGAAGCGUGUGACGCAGGAAGAUAUCUGUGGCCUGAUGAAGGUGUCUGGGGAGCUGAACUUCAACAUCCGGGCAGAGUUUGCCUGCCUUCAUCAGAUCCUGGAGGAAGAGGAGAGAGCUGUGCUGGCAGAGCUGGCCCAGAAGAAAGCGCAGUCACUGGCUCAGCUGCACAGGGACAUGCAUGGGCUGGAGGAGGGGAUAUCAGUGCUGCAGAGGGAUAUUGAGCGCAUAGAGCACACCCUGAGCAAGAUGGAAGAAGUGUCGUUGCUGGAGGUGGAGAGCCUGGAUAUCAGGCCUUCAGUGCGUGUUGAGACCCAGCCUGCUUUUGACCUGGAGCACUACAAGGACAGCUGCAGCGGUCCCUUGCAGUACAUCUUCUGGAGACAGAUGCUGCGCUCCAUCUGUCCUGCUCCUGCCCCCCUCACCUUUGACCCUGAGUCAGCCCACCCCAACCUGGUCUUCUCCAGAGACCUGACAGCAGUGACAGAGAGGAGUAAAGCCCUGCCUGUGCCCGUCAACCCCCGGCGCUUCCGCCAGUGUGUCAACGUCCUGAGCUCGCAGACCUUUGACAGUGGCCGGCACUACUGGGAGGUCUGGGUGGGCAGCAAAACCAAGUGGGACCUGGGGGUGGCCGCCGAGGCCGUGGACCGGGCAGCAAAGGUCAAGCUGUGCCCGGAGAAUGGCUACUGGACACUGCGCCUGCGGAACAGGACCGAGUACUGGGCCACCACCACCCCCUGGGUGCGCCUGACUCCCCGCCGACCUCCCCGCAAAGUGGGGGUCUUCCUGGACUGCCGGGAGGGCACCGUGACCUUCUUCGACGCUGGGGACAUGUCCCACCUCUUCACCUUCCACCAGGUCUCUGCAGACAGAUACUGCCCCUUCUUCAGCACCUGCUUCAGCGAUGGGAAGGACAACAUGGAGCCCAUGCGCCUCUGCCACCUGGCCCUGUGAGGAACAAGGAGGAGCUUUGGGGACACCAGCCUGGCUCCUUGUUCCUGCUGUCUGGAUGCUCCCCAGGACAGGAGGCCAGUCUGCACAUGUGGGUGUUGGAGAGGCUGGUUUCAGUUUUGGAGGAAGGAGAGGGAUGCGGUUUCUUUUCCCAGCUUCUGUCUGCCCUCUCUUCUUUGUGCCAUGGGCUGUGGGUGCUGCACUGGCACCCCUUGAAGGACAGCCUUCCACGCCUGAGCAUUGAACAGUAACCACAGGCUGCUUGCACCUCCUGUUGCUUCAUGCCUCCCACGUGUAAACCCUGUGGAGGAGGGCAGUGGUCCUGGAACACCAUCGAGUGCCUUUGGACACUGAACUCUUGGAUCCCAGCCACUGGCUUCCUCUACUCAAAGGGCUUCGUGGGGAAUGGCUGCAGGCUGGCGGCAGAGGGAGCUCAGUGCACGGUGUGGAGACCCACUUCCACCUGGGACUGUGAUGCUGCUUCACCUCCACUUCCCUCUCUUCCCUUCACUCCAUUCUCCUCCCUUCCCUUCCAUUCCUCUGCCUUUCACUCCCUUCCACUCAGUCACUAUUAAAGCUCAUUAAAAAG